Eimeria acervulina is the source of this 1452-nucleotide messenger RNA. RefSeq lists its product as hypothetical. Lineage: Eukaryota; Apicomplexa; Conoidasida; Eucoccidiorida; Eimeriidae. Bases 1 to 1452 code for a protein of 483 amino acids. The transcript is spliced from 8 exons. The record is from RefSeq and is a predicted model, not a curated record.
AUGGCGGAGUCUUUCACUGUUGAUUCCGUUGACACUGGGUCUCCUUCGUUCACCCUGAACAGUGGUCCGUACAGGAACAUCCCGGUGUAUGUACACCAGGCAAAGGGCCUGCCCGCAGAUGCUUGGGAACAGGUCCGCACAAACCCCCUUUUCGGGGAAUGGGCCUCUAACCUCUGCCACGAGGGUAGAUUGAAGGUAGACCGCAUCACCAUUCAGCAGCUGAAGCCGGAGAUAUGCAUCAACGUGGAGGCGACAACCAGCCAAGGUACCUCUGUGAAUGGGCCAGUGGUACUGCGGCCGAUGCAGUCAGCUGUCCUGAUAGUGUUGCGUAACUCGGUAACGAAUUUGGAGCUUUGUGUAUUCUGCAAGAGGCCGGAUCUCUCGAGUGGUCUGUGUGAGAGCUUGGCUUUGGUAGAGGGCAGCUUUGACCAACAGGGGAAGCUGGAGGGCCCAUGUGCCGCUCUGCUGGAGAAGCAUCUAAACCUCUCCCUGCACAGAGACGACUGUGUGGAUCUGUUGACGGCUGCGCAUGGAAGGGCAGUUGGCGACUCGGGGGUUACUUGCUGCCCUUCCUCAGCAACGUCGGAGGCGCCUCCAGCCAUUAGGUCGCGGCUUCUGUUGUACCGAAGUGUCGUUGCACCGGAAGUGCUGCAGCAGCUAGAACAUGAUGUGGGAAGGACCAAGAGACACGGGUUUCCCCCAGCGACCAUUGGUUCGGCUGAGGAAGGAGAAGGCCUUUUGGGCCUGAGUGUGGUGUACAUGGGCGAUACAUGGCGUGCAACAUUGGAUCCUCGCGCAGUUUUUGCUCUCUUCCUUCUCGUCGAGUUUCGUUACCACCAGCUGAAGCUUCCGAAACCUCCGAGAGACGCAGCACACGAUGGCAAGGGCCUGGCCCGUAGGGGUGAUGGUGUCGGCAAUACCACCCUCGGAGCGCCCCCCAAGAAGGCGGCCGCUCAAUUCCGGAAGAUAUCUUCGCUGACUCCCCUCUGCACGGGCGUCAAUUUGCGUGUAAAAGUUGUCGAGCCAAUCAAACCCGCACCCGACGUCAUUCUUCCCAGGGGUCAGGCCAUCAAGCGAGCCACCAUGGUUGUAGGUGACGAUGAAGCAAUGAUAACUCUAAACUUGGAAGGUGGUCAGCUUGAGCUACCCGACGUGGUAAAUACACCCCUCUUAAUCAGAAAUGCAAAGAUCAAAAUGGAAGAAGGACACAUGAGACUUGCAGUCGACAAAUGGGGAAAGAUUUCCGAUGCCCGGGACGAUGACUUUAAGGACUUCAAUUUUUCAGUUUGCACCGCCAGAGAUAUGAGUGAACAGGAGUACGAGUUGGUGCACAUGCCGGGAGGACAGUUUGCUGAGGCAGGAAAGGCACGUGCGGCUAACGGGACACCGAGUGCUGUUGUAUCGUUGCGGCAGCGCGCGUUAUCAGCUGCACCAGUAUUGCUCGCGGCCUGA